Molecule: messenger RNA, 2089 nt
Organism: Paramormyrops kingsleyae
Lineage: Eukaryota; Metazoa; Chordata; Actinopteri; Osteoglossiformes; Mormyridae
Source: RefSeq, a predicted model, not a curated record
UUAACAUAGUUAGAAAUUUCUUUUUAUAAACAAUUACUUUAAAUUUACUUAUAGAAUUUAUUUAUUUAUGCCAUCUUGCAAUAUAUUAAUGAUCACGAGACUUAUGCUAGCCGGUACUCAGGCAAGAUUUAAUUUUAACCGCGUUGCAUUCAAUUAUACCAGAGAAAAGCCAUGCUUCGUUUUUAGUGUUGUUCACGCAAAUAUAGGGCUACGGAAAGUUAGCCGAAGUCAACUACGCGAUUCGUUUUCACGUUCGUUUCUAGAUGAAGUCGACGGUCCCGAUUGUGAUUUAACAAGUGCAUAUUGUCAUUCAAAUCUUGUUACUUUUCUGCAACAGGAUUACGACGGACUGAUUGUUCGAUCUGCUACUAAAGUUACCGCUGAAAUCAUCAAUGCUGCUGAUAACCUUAAAAUUAUCGGCAGAGCUGGGACCGGCGUGGACAACGUAAAUGUGGAUGCGGCCACUAAGAAAGGCGUUAUUGUCAUGAACACCCCCAGUGGCAACACGAUCAGUGCCGCUGAACUAACUUGCGCGAUGAUAAUGAGUCUCUCUAGACAUGUACCACAAGCCGUUAUGUCCAUGAAAGCAGGGAACUGGGAUCGUAAGAAGUUCAUGGGUUCAGAGCUAUAUGGGAAAGUUCUUGGAAUAGUUGGACUGGGAAGAAUAGGAAAGGAGGUGGCAGCCAGAAUGCAGUCCUUUGGCAUGAAGACUAUUGGCUACGACCCAAUCACCCCACCUGAGGUCUCUGCCACUUGGGGUGUGGAGCAGAUGUCGCUGGAGCAGAUGUGGCCUCUGUGUGAUUACAUCACUGUGCACACCCCCCUCAUGCCCUCCACCACAGGGCUGCUGAAUGAUGCUUCCUUCGCUAAAUGUAAGAAGGGAGUAAAGGUGGUGAACUGUGCGCGUGGGGGCAUCAUCGAUGAAGCUGCCCUUCUGCGGGCUCUGGAGUCCGGCCAGUGCGGAGGGGCCGGGCUCGAUGUGUUUGAAGAGGAGCCACCGACGAAUCGCGCCUUGGUGGAACACUGUCACGUGAUCAGCUGCCCCCACCUGGGUGCCAGCACCGGAGAGGCACAGGCUCGCUGUGGCCAGGACAUCGGCACGCAGAUUGUGGACCUGCUGAAAGGCAAGGCCUUGACUGGAGCGGUGAAUGGCCAGGCACUGGCCAGCUCAUUCUUUCCAGAGUCCCACCUCUGGAUCAGACUGGGAGAGGCUCUAGGGGCAGUCCUGAGAUCCCGCAGUCCAUCAAACCUGCCUUUCACUCAAGUUGAAAUAACAACCAUAGGGGAAUCACUGAAACGUUUCUCAGACCUACUAAGUUCAGCCACAUUGAUGGGCUUAUUAAAGGACAGUUCGAAGAAUGGCCCCAACCUCAUCAAUGCAUUAACCAUUGCAGAGGAGGUGGGAAUUAAGGUCAAAAAAAACCACAGUGAUGGUGCCCCAGCCGUGAGACAGACAGCAUGUGUAAUAGAUUUGUCCAUCAGUGGCACCAGCUUCAAGGCCACUGGUUCGGUCCAGGGUGAAAUCCCAGUUCUGGUGGAACUGGCCGGGAGUCGGUUUUGGCAGCCCGUUCCUCUUUCUGGGAAUCUGCUGUUUCUCAAAGCUGCUUCCGCCCCUCUGCUUCUGUCUGAGAUCGCUGGUGUGCUGGCAGCUGCUGGUGUGGGAAUAGAGUCUUUCACCGCUUCUGCUGCCUGUGACGGGGACCAGUGGUGUUGCGUUGGCCUGUCGUCCCCCCUCAGUGACCUGAGUGUCUUGAAAUCUGUAGUGAAUGAGGCCAAUCAGGUCUCAGUCUGAAUGCUGCACAGAGAGCUUUACACCAGUUACUGAGGAAUCACGUCUCAGUCUGAAUGCUGCACAGAGAGCAUUACACCAGUUACUGAGGAUACGGUUUAACAUUUCUCAGAGCUCACAAACGAGCCUCUAAAAUGUAGUACUUGUUUAAAGCAGCGCUAGGGCAUACUUUAAACAUGCAUUCGCUCCUGUUAGAUUUGUUUACAUGUAGGCUUAUCAAGGGUGUAAACUAAGAUAAAAGAAAUCUCAGACUUGCUAAGUGUUUAUAAUGUCCUGAAAAUAAAACUAACAUGAAAAUGU